This is a messenger RNA of Physcomitrium patens, 2403 nucleotides long. RefSeq lists its product as uncharacterized. The record is from RefSeq and is a predicted model, not a curated record. NCBI's taxonomy places the organism in Eukaryota, Viridiplantae, Streptophyta, Bryopsida, Funariales, Funariaceae.
AUGGCAGAACCCAAUGAGGUUCCAAUUACAGAGACUUCGGUUUCAUUCCAAGCAGUUCUGAUCUUUACGCAGUUCCAAGAAAUGUCCUACCUGUUGAAAGAUCCUCUCGCGAAGAAGCAAAGCGAGGGGGGAAGGGGAGGGCGGCGACCAAAGGUAGGAAGGGUAAAGGGCGGGGCAGCGGGAGAGGGGGCAGCGCGAGGUAGGGAGGGAGGGAGGCACAUCGCGAGGUGCUUCGGCAGCCAUUCCGCAGCGGCAUUCCGAUUUGCAUCCCCCCUGCCUGUUGCUGUUGCUACCGGUGCUGCUGCAUGGUGGCCGUUGCUGUACGCUAUUAUCUCUCUCCAUUCUUCACACACGCUCUCUCUCUCACACUGUCGGUCACUCUCUGUCUUCCCUGUAUUGCCCCCUUAUCCCUGUUUCUUUCUCUCUGUGUGUGUCUCUCGCAGUGGGCAUCACCUGGAUGUGCACGGAGGGUCACUUCUGUCGCGACCACGACGUGCCUACUUGACCGGAUUGCAGUACAGUCGGCGUUGGUGGGACGUCAUGAAUGACUCCAUCGCGCGCUCGCGCAGACGGAGGGCGGUCGGGCCGUUGGGUGUCGAUACAGAAGCUGUCGCGUCGGGAAGCUUCGUACUGGAUCCUGCAUUCGGGAGUAGCUUUGAAGAAGGGUUUGCAACGGAGAGUGAUCGUCAGGUGUCGGGGAGUGGGAUGUGGGGAGGUAGUAACGGUGGUGGUGGCGGUGGCGGAGGUGGUAAAGGGCAGGAUAAUUUUGGUGUGGAAGCUUUGAGCGAUGCGCCUCGGUCGUCGGGGGACCAAUUCAUGGCGUUGCUUUCAGGUGGUGGUGCAUAUGGGGGCAGUAAUUCGUCUUUGUUCUCGGGGAUGCAGAUGUUCGGAUCGCAGCAGCCGCCGCAGCAGCAUGCUGUGGGAAUGCAGCAACAGCAACGGCAGCAGUCGAUGCAGAGUUUUGGGGCGGGUCUUGGUGGGUGGCAGAACAUGUUGGGUAGCCAACAGAGCUUAGUGCAGUCGCAAGCGCUUUUGCAGGGGCUUGGGUUUAUUUCAGACCAAGGGCUUACGCUGUCGAAUUCGUUAGGUCAUCAUCAAGUGCCGGCAGAAGAGAAUUGGAUAGGGCGUGAUGGGGAUGGUAUUCGGAACGGUGAAAUGUCUGUGAGUGGGGAUUCGAGUGAAAGCGAUUACUCGAGUAAGGGGGAAGGGAGUCGUCGACGGGAAAGGAAAGAGAAAUCGCGUAAAGGAGGGAAUGCCGGAGAGAAGUUUCGAAAGAAAUUUAGAGGCAACGAGAAGGGAGAAGAAAAAAGUGACUUGUUUAGGGCUGAUGGAGAGCCAUCGAAUUCGUCGAAAAAUGGUUUCAAGAUGAGAAAGGAAAAGCACAAACACAGCCGGCGGGAACGUUCUGCAGCUUGUGGUGCUGGGCUGUCGGAGAAGAAUCUAAACGUGGAGUUCCUGGCAUCUUCAUCAGACUCUGGAUUUAGCAGUGAUUAUUCAGACAAGGACGAGGAGGGCUGGAAUAAGAAAAGAAAGCGUGCCGGUCAGGAUGCUGAUGGAAACAUCACAUGGACAGAUGAAUCUGUUAAGUUCCUUUUUGAAACGUAUGAUGCCAUACACCAAAGGCUGUGGAAAGAAAGUAAUGGCCAUGUCAAGUAUCAGAAGAAAUGGACACCUAUACUGAAGGCCAUGCAAGAUAAAUUCGGAAGGCAUUUUUCUAAGAAACAAUGCCAAAGCAAAUAUUGGAGCGUGAGGCGUGAGUGUGCAGAUUACAGGAACAUGUCUGCCAAAGCUGCUCGCUCUGAUCCGUCCUGGAAUCCCAGCAUAGCAGGAAGAGAACUUCUAAAGCCGAAGUUUUACGAUGUUUGGUUUGAGGUCUCUGGGAAGAAACAGGGUAUCGUGACAAAUUCUAAUUCAACAAAGACUGGUGGUGUCAAAGAUUGGGGAGCCUCCUCCCGUGACCCGAAGGCAUCAGGCCCUAACUUCUCGUGGAAAGUUGUUGGCAAGGAUGGACAACCGGGGAAACACAAAGUUGAAGAUUGCGGCAAUGCACUAAGGGAUAUGCAGCAGCUUAUGCAAGCGCAGCUUCAGGUUUCCGAGAAGAGAGAGGAGGCCAUGAAGUUCCGUGCAGAGCUCAUGAUGGAUCUCUUGAUGCAACAUAUGGAGCACGUGGAGAGAAGAGUAAACAGUUUAGAUGAUGGUCGGCAACCCCAACUUUACCUUCUAGAGCGUGUUAACCACAAGCUUGAAAAAGUGCUAGAAGGCUUUACUGCACUGAAUGAAAAUUUGUCCAUUGUAGCAUUUAAAUUUACUCAGAAGCAGUCAUCAUUGGGAUGACUUCUCGUAAAGUCCUCGUGUACAGUAGCUGGCAUGGUAAAUAAUAAAUUGGUUUAACUCGUUACUAAA